AUGGACAUGCCACUCAUUCCCUAUCCUUUUACUCUUCUGUUCCUCACAUUUCUAGUCUUUUAUAAUAUGAAUCCGGGAUUCAGAUACUUCUGCAAGAUGUCCUUCUAUAAGUUGUGGUUUUUCGUCAUUGUUAUUAUCCUGAGUAUUCCUCGUGGACAUAAUGUGAAAAACAUCAAAUAUUUUCAAAAGAUGUUACUGCCCCUCAAAUAUAUCUUUGGUAUCAAGAUAGUGGUGAAGGGCAAGGAGAACCUCAGAACUAAGAAGCCUGCAGUACUUGUGUUGAAUCACCAGAACUCCCUUGACGUUAUGGAGACGACAGAGAUACUACCAAGUCACUGUGUGCCCAUUGCAAAGAAGGAACUCCUAUACACAAGUCCUUUUGGCCUGGCAUGCUGGCUUUCAGGCAUAAUUUUUUUAGGGAAGUGUGUUACAGGGUCAGUCAUUCCCAAACUGCUGAUGGUUAGGAUCUUCACUGGGAAAAGCACCAGCCAGAUUCUGCCAGAAGUGGAAACCAUUGGCCUGGGCCCAGAUGAUGUUCCCAAGCUCACCGAGCAAUGCAUGCUUGCUGCCCAUCAGGGGAUAUCAGGAAUGACAAAUGGGACUUCCCACUAG
Molecule: messenger RNA, 612 nt
Organism: Tinamus guttatus (white-throated tinamou)
Lineage: Eukaryota; Metazoa; Chordata; Aves; Tinamiformes; Tinamidae
Source: RefSeq, a predicted model, not a curated record